This is a messenger RNA of Sclerotinia borealis F-4128, 1359 nucleotides long. The record is from the annotation of a GenBank genome assembly. NCBI's taxonomy places the organism in Eukaryota, Fungi, Ascomycota, Leotiomycetes, Helotiales, Sclerotiniaceae.
AUGACACGAAUCCAGACUAAGUCUAAUGGCCUCGGUGUACAGGUUGAGGAUACUCAGAUAUGCGUGGUAAUGGUUGGUCUUCCCGCAAGAGGAAAAUCCCUCAUUGCGCAAAAGGCUCAACGUUACCUCAAAUGGCUGUCAAUCGAUGCUCAGGUCUUUAAUGUCGGUAACUAUCGUCGGAACGCAACUCCCAAUCCAACUGCCGAUUUCUUCGAUACAACCAAUACCGAGGGCGAACGUAUGCGCAGAGCUGCCGCCGAAGCUGCGGUCAAUGAUAUGGUCAAUUGGUUCAAGAACAAACAAGGAAUCGUAGCUAUUCUUGAUGCCACGAAUAGCACAAAAGAGCGCCGUAGAUGGAUCAAAAAUCGAUGUGAUGCCGAAGGUAUCGAGACCCUGUUUGUCGAAUCGAAAUGUGACGAUGAGGAUUUGAUCAUGUCCAAUAUUCUCGAAGUAAAGACGACAUCCCCAGAUUACGCGGGUUCAGACCCGGAAAAAGCCGCUCAAGAUUUCAGGAACAGGAUCAAGAACUACGAGAAGGUCUAUGAAACAAUUGACGACGAUGAGAGCGACCUCACCUACCUAAAGAUCAUGAAUGUUGGAAAGCAAGUCAUUAUCAACCGAAUCCAGGAUUAUUUGCAGAGUCGCGUGGUUUAUUACCUGAUGAACUUGCAUAUUAAGCCGAGAUCUAUUUGGUUGUCACGACAUGGAGAAUCCAUGUACAACCUCGAAGGAAAAAUUGGUGGAGAUGCCGAAUUAUCCCCUCGUGGAGAGAUGUACGCCAAGAAGUUACCUGAAUUGGUUCUCGAAUCAGUAGGAGAUAAUCGUCCUUUGACUGUAUGGACUUCAACUCUUCGUCGCACAAUCGCUACGUCCCGUCACCUUCCUAAUGAAUAUAACCAACUUCAAUGGAAAGCCCUGGAUGAACUCAAUUCGGGUGUUUGCGACGGACUUACUUAUCAAGACAUCAAGGAGCAAUAUCCAGAUGAUUUCGAGGCCCGUGAUGAAGAUAAAUACAACUACAGAUAUCGUGGUGGAGAAUCUUAUCGUGAUGUUGUCAUUCGUCUGGAACCCAUCAUCAUGGAAUUGGAGCGAUCAGAGGAUAUUUUGAUUGUUACCCAUCAAGCUGUUCUUCGUUGUAUCUACGCUUACUUCAUGAAGAAGCCUCAAGAUGAAUCGCCGUGGAUGGCCGUGCCUCUUCAUACCCUCAUUAAGCUUACCCCUCGUGCUUAUGGUACACAAGAGGUUCGUUACGAUGCGCAAAUCCCUGCUGUCAGUACAUGGCGUGGUAAGGGUAGUGUUGCGAAGCAUGAAGAUCCUGUUCCGGAUAGUGCAGCAACUGUUGUAGCAGAAGGUAAAUAA